Hemicordylus capensis (graceful crag lizard) is the source of this 7128-nucleotide messenger RNA. RefSeq names its product COPI coat complex subunit gamma 1 (gene COPG1). The record is from RefSeq and is a predicted model, not a curated record. Bases 192 to 2816 code for a protein of 874 amino acids. The transcript has 24 exons. Gene Ontology annotation, biological process: organelle transport along microtubule; intra-Golgi vesicle-mediated transport; endoplasmic reticulum to Golgi vesicle-mediated transport. Gene Ontology annotation, cellular component: COPI vesicle coat; Golgi membrane; endoplasmic reticulum. NCBI's taxonomy places the organism in Eukaryota, Metazoa, Chordata, Lepidosauria, Squamata, Cordylidae. Gene Ontology annotation, molecular function: structural molecule activity.
AAGUAGAGCUUCAGAGAUACGCACAGGCAGAGGGAGUCCUCUUGACGUUUCGAGUCAGUGGUGCUCCCCUCCCAGGGUUCUUUUCCUUCUUUUCCCAGGAUCUCCCCCUCCUUGCCUUGCUAGGUCUCCUCUUCCUAAUCUAGGAUCUCCAUUUCCAACUCCUCCACCGCCCCUGCACACACAGGGACAGGAUGCUGAAGAAGUUUGAUAAAAAGGACGAGGAAUCGGGUGGGGGUUCCAAUCCAUUCCAACACCUGGAGAAAAGUGCUGUGCUGCAAGAAGCUCGAGUAUUCAACGAGACACCCAUAAACCCUAGGAAAUGUGCUCAUAUCCUCACCAAGAUUUUGUAUCUCAUAAACCAGGGGGAAUACCUCGGAGUAAUGGAAGCUACAGAAUCCUUCUUUGCGAUGACCAAGCUGUUCCAGUCCAAUGAUCCAAUUCUCCGCAGAAUGUGUUACCUGACCAUCAAAGAGAUGUCUAACAUUUCAGAGGAUGUCAUCAUAGUGACUAGCAGCUUAACAAAAGAUAUGACUGGGAAAGAUGACAAUUAUAGAGGCCCUGCUGUGCGAGCACUCUGCCAGAUCACUGAUACGACCAUGUUGCAAGCUAUUGAGCGUUACAUGAAGCAAGCAAUUGUUGACAAGGUGCCCAGCGUGUCCAGCUCUGCCCUUGUGUCAUCUUUGCACCUUCUGAAGACCAGCUUUGACGUGGUAAAGCGUUGGGUGAAUGAGGCUCAGGAGGCAGCUUCAAGUGACAACAUAAUGGUCCAAUAUCACGCACUUGGCCUGCUCUAUCAUGUGCGCAAGAAUGACCGCUUGGCUGUCAACAAGAUGCUUAACAAGUUCAUGCGCCAUAGCCUGAAAUCACCUUUUGCCUAUUGCAUGAUGAUCAGAGUAGCCAGCAAAUUGCUAGAAGAAGAAGCUGGAAGCCGGGACAGCCCCCUGUUUGACUUCAUCGAGAGCUGCUUAAGGAACAAGCAUGAGAUGGUGGUCUAUGAAGCUGCAUCUGCCAUUGUCAACCUGCCCAGCUGCACAGCCAAAGAGCUGGCACCCGCUGUGUCUGUGUUGCAGUUGUUCUGCAGUUCCCCCAAAGCGGCACUUCGCUAUGCAGCAGUUCGAACCCUCAACAAGGUGGCUAUGAAGCAUCCAUCUGCUGUGACUGCCUGUAACUUGGACCUGGAGAACCUAGUGACAGACUCCAACCGCAGCAUUGCCACCCUGGCCAUCACAACCCUGCUGAAAACUGGCAGUGAGAGUAGUAUUGACCGGCUCAUGAAGCAGAUCUCCUCCUUCAUGUCUGAAAUCUCAGAUGAGUUCAAGGUUGUGGUGGUACAAGCUAUCAGUGCCCUGUGUCAGAAGUAUCCACGCAAGCAUGCGGUCCUCAUGAACUUCCUCUUCACGAUGCUCCGUGAAGAGGGUGGCUUUGAGUACAAACGAGCCAUUGUUGAAUGUAUCAUUGGCAUCAUUGAAGAGAACUCGGAGAGCAAGGAGACCGGCCUCUCGCACCUGUGCGAGUUUAUCGAGGACUGUGAGUUCACUGUCCUGGCCACUCGCAUUCUACACCUGCUGGGUCAGGAAGGGCCCAAGACCAACCACCCUUCAAAGUACAUCCGUUUCAUUUACAACAGAGUCGUCUUGGAGCACGAAGAGGUCAGAGCAGGAGCUGUGAGUGCUCUGGCCAAGUUUGGGGCUCAGAAUGAGGAGAUGUUGCCAAGCAUCCUAGUGCUGCUGAAGAGGUGUGUGAUGGACGAUGACAAUGAAGUGAGAGACAGGGCCACAUUCUACUUGAGUGUUUUGGAGCAGAAGCAAAAGGCGCUCAAUGCCGGCUACAUUCUGAAUGGAUUGACAGUAUCCAUUCCUGGCCUGGAGAGGGCACUGCAUCAGUAUACUUUGGAGCCCUCUGAGAAACCCUUUGACCUGAAGUCAGUUCCCUUGGCAACAGCCCCCAUCACUGAACAGAGGACAGAAAAUGCUCCUGUUUCUGCAGUCAAGCAGCCAGAGAAAGUUGCAGCAACCCGGCAAGAAAUUUUCCAAGAACAACUGGCUGCUAUCCCAGAAUUCCGUGGACUUGGCCCAUUGUUCAAAUCCUCCCCUGCGCCAGUGGCUCUUACAGAAUUGGAGACAGAGUAUGUGAUCCACUGUACCAAGCACAUGUUCACCACCCACAUGGUGUUCCAGUUUGACUGCACAAACACCUUGAAUGAUCAGAUCCUGGAAAAUGUCACAGUGCAGAUGGAGCCAACUGAGGGCUAUGAGGUCAUUGGUUACAUACCUGCCAAAAGCUUGCUGUACAAUCAACCUGGUUCUUGUUACACAUUGGUUGCAUUGCCUGAAGAGGACCCAACAGCAGUGGCCUGUACAUUCAGCUGUAUGAUGAAAUUUACUGUCAAAGACUGUGACCCAAACACCGGUGAAGCUGAGGAUGAGGGCUAUGAGGACGAAUAUGUGCUGGAAGACAUUGAGGUAACCAUAGCAGACCACAUCCAAAGAGUUCUGAAACCAAAUUUUGGAGCAGCCUGGGACGAAGUCGGUGAUGAGUUUGAAAAAGAAGAGACUUUCACAUUAUCCACUGUUAAAACAUUGGAAGAGGCAGUAGGCAAUAUUGCGAAGUUCCUGGGGAUGCAGCCCUGUGAACGCUCAGAUAAAGUGCCUGAAAACAAGAACUCUCAUAUAUUGUACCUGGCAGGUGUCUUUCGGGGUGGUCAUGAUCUUUUGGUUCGUUCUCGCCUUGUCCUGACAGACACUGUGACAAUGCAAGUCACAGCACGAAGUGGAGAAGAACUUCCUGUGGAUGCUGUCAUGGCCUCUGUUGGCUAAAUUCAUUUUAGGACACUGCGCUUCAGACUCCAAAGCUGAAGGGGGUGCUGGGAAACUCUUCCCUCUAUUCUGGACCCUGGGAGAAUCACUUCAACAUUAGUUUCGGCUCUUUGUCUAAUUAGAAGGGGGGGGGGAUAGCAUUGUGCGUUUAAAGCCAGAGGAGCAUUUUUAAGUUAUGAUCAAAGGUUUUAUGAAACAGUGAAUGGGUGGUUUUUCAGAAUCUCUAGGCCACUUCAAGAGAAUCAGUUCCUCUUUCAUACCGAACUGCAGGACUCCACUACCCAAAGAUCCUAUACUUCCCACCAGCUUCUGUUGUGGUAGCCUCAUGUCAAAUCCCUUCUGUGAUCAGUACACUGAAAAAUCUUUAAAAUUAGUGCAUUUAAUUAUUGCCAGUUUGUGUGAUUUAUAAUUUUUAAUGCCCUUCAGAAUAGAUUAUACAAAUAAAAGCAUGACUUCUUUUGAUCAUGCUUCUAGAGUUUAGCUUCCUUUCAAUAGCAUUAGAGUAUCAGGCUAACCUUCCUCUAAUGAUAUGUACCCCCAUAUGAAAAUCCAGGAAAAGAUGCCUUCCUGUUGUAUUUGAAGAAAAAUAAGUGCCUGGAGAGGUAGCAUCUCCUGCCCACAUCAGACUGAAAAGAAAUCCACAAAGUACGAUUGCUCGGGAUAUAUUGCUUGAUAAUCAAAACUGGCUGAUUCAAUGCCUUCUUCUUUUAAGAGAGUUUUCCCAAUACCAGUUUUUGUUUGAGUCCUAGAAGGGAAGUUGUAAAACUGCAUAUAAAUGUAGCCUGAUGGUCUUUGGGGUGGCAUAAAAAGCUGAUCCAGGAGGCAACGAUUAGCAGUUAAAAGGCUGUGGAUGGCAGAAGAUGCCCUUGCAAACACACAUUUUGAACCCCACAGGAUGAUCUGGAAUGGAGCAACAGCAGAUGGAGAAAUCACCAGGGCCAGAUGGCAUCCACCCAAGAGUUCUGAAGGAACGCAAAUGUGAAAUUUCUAAUCUCCUAGCAAAAUUAUGUAACUUGUUCCUACAGUUAGGAUCUGUACCAGAGGACUGGAAAGGAGCUAAUGUAACUCAGAUUUUCAAACAGGGAUCCAGGAGGGAUUUGGGAAACCAUAGGCUGGUUAGCUUAACUUCUGUGCCUGGUAAACUGAUGGAAAGCAUACUUAAGGACAAAAGUAUAUAGAACAGGCUCUGCUGAAGGAAAACCAGUAUGGUUUCUGCAAGUAUUGUCUUACUAAACUUUUGGAGUUCUUUGAGAGAAUAAACAAGCAUGAGGAUAAAGGUGAUCCAGUUGACAUAGAAGUUAUUCACACGUGCAGGCAAAAAUGGGCUAAGGAAGCCCAGCCCAGUUUUGCCUGCAUGUGUGCACCGCCAGGAUCGGGCCCAAUCCUGGCAGCACCUCAGCAGCAAAACCACCUAGGCAGCCACCCUCUAAAACGAAGUUAGGACAGCAAGUGCUCUCCUAACCCAGUUUCUGUUAUCAUCUGCCAGCCAUGGCUGCUUGCAGCCAUGGCUGGCAGAUGGCGGAGAUUCUGGCCAGCUCCAAGGAGGGGGGAUCCCCAUAAUGCACUUGCACAGUGCAUUAUGGGUACUCCAAGGAGGGGGAUGCAUCCUGCACCUUAAACCCCCAAGCUGCCGGCAGCAGCCAGUAAUCAUCUGGGCAGGCACUCCGUCCCCCAAAGAGGGAGCCCUGGAUCGUCUGCAGGGAGGUAAGCUUUUUAAGGUUUCGUCCCCGCUAACCCUCUUGCUCUUUUUCACUGCCCAUGAGAAAGGGCUCAGUGUAUACUUGGACUUCCAAAAAGCUUUUGAUAAAGCUCCUCACCAAAGGCUCUUGAGUAAACUUAGCAGUCAUAGGAUGACAAGUUAAAUUGUGAUUGGUAACUGGCUGAAGGACAGGAAACAGAGGGUAGGAAUAAAUGGACAGUUUUCACAUUGGAGAAAAGUGGGGAUCCCCAGGGAUCCCCCUUCAUUAGGAAGGGGAUUGAAAAUAAAACUGCUAAUAUUAUGAUGCCCUUAUACAAAUCUGUGAUGCAGCCACAUUUGGAGUACUGCAUACAGUUCUGGUCACCAUAUCUUAAGGAGGACAUUGUAGAACUGGAAAAAGUGCAGAAGAGGGCAACCAAGAUUAUCAGAGGCCUGGAGCACUUUCCUUAUGAGGCAAGGCUACAACAUUGGAGCUUUUUAGUUUGGAAAAGAGGCAACUAUGGGGAGACAUGAUCAAGGUGUAUACAAUUAUGCAUGGAGUAGAGAGAGUGGACGGAUAAAUUUUUCUCCCUCUCUCACAACACUAGAACCAGAGGUCAUCCCAUGAAACUGAUGGCCAGGAAAUUUAGGACCAACGAAGUUAAAGGUAAAGUCAAUUUUGACUCCUGGUACCCACGGGGCCCUGUGGUUUUCUUUUGGUAGAAUACAGGAGGGGGUUACCAUUGCCUCUUCCUAUGCAGUCUGAGAUAGGGAGGCUAUUCUCACAGUCAUACCAAAUCGGGCUAAGGGACCCUAGCCUGAUUUGGUAUGCCCAUGGGAACCACCAGGCUCGCAGCCAAGCCCGGUUGUUCUCAAGCGGGUCACCCGCUUGAAUACCCCUCCCCUUAGCCGAGGUUAGCGGAGAGAGCACUCCACUAACCCGGCUUUUUUUAUCGUGAGUUGCUGCGGCACACCUCCGCACCACAGCAACUCAUGAGGAGACCCCCGGCGGGUAGGCUGAAUGCAGCCUCCAGGCUCAGGGGGUCUCUCCAGCACGCCCUUACGCACUCGCGCAGGGCAUGCUGGAGCUUCCAGGGGCUGCACAGCCCCCGAACUCCCCAGCCCCUGCCACCUCUGUAAUGGAGCCGGCAGUCGUGUGGGCAGCUGGUUCGGCCGCAGCCGACUGACGGAUCGUCUGUGAGGAGAGCGGGCUAAGCCCUCCUUGCAAACCCCCUAUCGGCGGUUCCCACUGAUUGUGGGAACCACCUCCAUGACUUUCAGCAUCUUCCUAUAUUGCUGCUUCCCAAUCUAGGUGUUUCCCAUAGUCUGGGAAACAUAACAGCGGGGAUUUGAACCGGCAACCAUCUGCUUGUUAGUCAAGCAUUUCCCCCACUGCAUCAGUUAAGGACCAACAAAAGGAAGUUAUUUUUCACACCGCGCAUAAUGAAUCUAUGGAAUUCUCUGCCAUGGGAUGUGAUGAUGGCCACUAGCUUGGAUGGCUUUAAGAGGGGCUUAGGCAAAUUCAUGGAGGAAAGGACUAUCAGUGGCUACUUGUCUGGUGGCUGUGAGCCACCUCUAGCCUCAGAGGCAAGAUGCUUCUGAAUACCAGUUGCAGGGGAGCAACAGCAGGAGAGAGGGCGUGCCUUCACUUCUUGCCUAUGGAUUUCUCAGAGGCAUCUAGUGGGCCACUGUGUGAAACAGGAUGCUGGACUCAGGCCUUGGGCAUGAUCCAGCAGUUUUGUUCUUGAGGCGAUCCUCACGAUUGGCAAAAAAGUGGGCUAAGGGAGCCUAGCCCGCUUUCUGGUGAGCGUGAGAACUACCCGGCUUGCAGGCAAGCCCGGUGUCCUCAAAGCGGGUAACCCGCUUACGGAGCCCUCCCCUUAGAUGAGGUUAGCAGAGCAAGUGCUCCGCUAAUCCUGUCUAUUUGAUCGUGUUUCGGCGCAGUGCCACUCUGCACCGCGGCAGCACACGAGAAGACCCCCGCUGGGAGGCCGAAACAAGCCUUCUGGCCCUGGGGGGUCUCUCCAGGAUGCCUCACGCGCUUGCACAGGGUAUCCUGGAACUUCCAGGAGCCACACGGCUCCCGAGGAUCCCCACAGCCCCUGCCAGCUCCUUGACGGAGCAAGCAGUCAUGUAGGUAGCCAAUCUGGCUGCCCAGGGCUUCCUGCCUGAUCGUCUGCCUAACCCGCUCUCGGUGAGUCUCACUGAUCUUGAGACUCGCCUCAAUAUGUUCUUAGAGCUAGGCACCCCUCGCUUCGCUACAAAUCACCUCCCAAAGCAGGUGUUCGUGUUAAAAAAAAUAAUAAUCACAUGUUACCAUAACAUAUAGUUUGGCUAGAAAACAUCAGGUUAUUAUGUAAUUAGUCACUUUUAUAUUGCACAAGAUCUGGAAAAAGCAACGGCCCAAUAAAUUACUGAUCUCUGAAGUAAUUUCAUCUAAAUGCAACUCACUUUAAUAAGACAGCCUGAGUUUUUAUUCUGUGACAGGACAUCCACUAUUGUUUUGUAAAGUUACUUUGUGCUUGAUUUGCAAUGGUCCUCCCACAAAUAUGGCUAACUCCAUGGUUUGUUUUACUUGGCCUAGUUUUGUACAUAAAGUGCCACAUAACUGAAGAUUAAAUUACGUAUAUUGCA